AUGAAAAGAAAAAGAAAUAACAACUACGGCAAUAAGAAAAGACAAUGGGUGACAAAACGCCGAAAAAAACAAUCCAGUGAAGGUGAGCCAAUGGAAGAGGUUGAAGAUGCAGAUAACAUUUCAGAAGCAACAAACGAAUAUUGUGAAAAUGAUAUGGAAAUAAAUGAGAAAGAAAUGUUCAGACUUGUUAUUGUGAUGUCGUUUUGUUUGUUCAUAGGAAAAUUUACAGCUGGAAAGAAGUCUAAAAUACUAGAUAGUCUUAUAGUUGAAGGAGGAAAAGAGAAGAGCAGGGUACCAGAUAGUCUCAUAGUUGAAGGAGGAGAGAAGAACAAGGUACCAGAUAGUUUAAUGGUGGGAAAUGGAGGGAAGACCAGGGUACCAGAAAGCUUUAUUGUUGGAGGUCGUGAUGCUUCACUAAGUUCAUGGCCGUGGCAGGUUGGACUUAUAUCGGCUUAUGGUGUAUUCUGUGGCGGUACACUAAUAUCUUAUGACGUGGUCAUUACAGCAGCACAUUGUCUGGAUGGAUCAAGGAGACGCGGGUUAAGUGUGGUAGUCGGAGAGUAUAACAGGUAUUUCUGGGAAGGUUAUGAACAGUAUAUCCCAGUCAAAAGCUUCAAUGUGCAUCCAAAUUAUGACAACAACUUUCUUAAAGGAUAUGAUAUAGCCAUAUUAUUUCUGGAAAGAAACGCCACGCAAUCUUAUCGUGUCAAGCCAAUUCCUGGCAUAGCUCACAAAACACUGUAUUACACAAAAUGCAAAUGUUUCAUCACAGGAUGGGGAAUCAAAUCAAUGGGUCUUCCAUCUGCAGCAUCUAGGAACGUUGAGUCAAAAUCUGACGGUCAUGGUCACUUAGCAGUAACGUUACAAGAAGCGGAGAUUGAAGUUAUUAGCAAUUCAAAAUGCAACUCUAGACGGUACUGGGAUGGGUUAGUGAAACCAACAAAUAUUUGUGCCUUUCAUAAAAAGACAGCAGCUUGUGAGGGAGACAGCGGAGGGCCUCUAGUUUGUAAAGUACAGAACCAAUACAUUCUAGUUGGAGUAACGUCGUGGGGAUCGUCUUCAUGUAUGAGCUAUCCUACAGUGUUUGCAGAUAUUGCUAAAUUUUGGGAGUGGACUCAAGACCGAAUAUUACAAUACCGCAUGCUAUUGCGUGAAAUUAAAACGGACGAUACAAAACUCGAAAUGGAGAUGAAUAUUUUCCAGGAAAAAUAAUCGUGAUCUUACAUCUUAUAUAUGCAAUAUCAUCAGGACCACCUUAAUGUUGGCAGCAAGCGGCCGCCAGAAUUGGUUCAAUAUAAUUUAACAAUAUUAUAGUACAGCAAACUGUCAACACAGGAUAAAAGUCCAUUGCUAUUCUUAUAAAACAUUUUCACCGAUACAAUCAUGGCAACAUUUGUGAAAUCCUAGCAUAAUCAAACUCUUUCGAAGCUUUCUGGAAUCGUAUAUUGAUUUCUCAUUAAGUCAUGAAAGAAGUAUCAUCCUUUGUUCUAAAAUUGAUUUUAUUUGGUAAUCGGCUAACGAAAAUAUAUUUCUCAACAGUUUCUUAAAAGUUAGAAUCAACGAUUUAGAGACCACCUGUAUUACGCAAAAACCUGUGUUAAAAGACCAUGAAUUUUAGAUCCCCCUGUAGAACAUUUCAUAUAUAUUGAACCUGUUAAGAGACCACUUUUUUUGCUCUCCCUUAAGUGGUCUCUUAAAACAGGGUUGACUAUAUAUUAUAAAAGGGUCCAACGAAAAGUA
Messenger RNA from Mytilus trossulus (common blue mussel), 1740 nucleotides. RefSeq names its product elastase-1-like. Bases 1 to 1212 code for a protein of 403 amino acids. Gene Ontology annotation, biological process: proteolysis. Lineage: Eukaryota; Metazoa; Mollusca; Bivalvia; Mytilida; Mytilidae. The transcript is spliced from 8 exons. Gene Ontology annotation, molecular function: serine-type endopeptidase activity. The record is from RefSeq and is a predicted model, not a curated record.